Molecule: messenger RNA, 540 nt
Organism: Paecilomyces variotii
Lineage: Eukaryota; Fungi; Ascomycota; Eurotiomycetes; Eurotiales; Thermoascaceae
Exons: 1
Coding region: 37-537 (166 amino acids)
Source: RefSeq, a predicted model, not a curated record
CUCAAAAUAAUAUUCAAUAGCAUUAAAAAUCCGACUAUGCCGCAUUGGACAUUUUAUAAAACGACCGACGAUUCCAAUUCUUUACCAGAAGCCGAUCAAAAGAAGGUGAGAACUACUCCGGAUACAGUCUACGAUGCUCUAUCUAGAUGGCGAAGACAAAUAGUGGGCUAUCAAAAUCACUGCAGGCAAUGGGACCUUUGCUUCCUUGGUUUUGUCAAGACUGAAAUCUCACCACAUUGCCAGGUCAGCCUGGGAGAACGUCCUCGGGACAAUGAAUACAGUAGGUCCAUCCGAAAUGGAGAUGUUGGGUUUCGACAUGCUUCCCUCUGGCUUCAGAUGCAGUGCGGUCAUAUAUAUACUCUGAUGGAGACAUUGAUAUGUGGGGCAGGGGUAUACUUAGAAGCCGCAGCUGCUGGAAUUUGUAUUGCUGAGCAGGAGAAUUUUCAUGAGACACUCCAUGUUGCGCAUCUGAGGCAUGACCCGGAUCGAUACUGGGAUGUAGUACAGCGGACGUGGCUAGCGGCACAUAAGGAAUAGCAG